ACAAGGGUAAUAAACUUUACUAUCGACAUGCAUGCCAAGUUUCCCGAUGAAGACAUUGAUAUACCAGAUGCUGCUCAUCGUCAUAACUUUAAGGAGACUUGUCAAGAGGGACAGGGGUAUAAUAAUAUAAACAUAUAUGCACCUCCCCGCUGUCAUGCAACGUAUAGAGGACCCAAAAAGGUACCGUUAAUUCUACCAAGACCUGACGAUCGAAUAUUGCGCGACGCUUCAUAA
Messenger RNA from Bipolaris zeicola 26-R-13, 234 nucleotides. RefSeq lists its product as uncharacterized. The transcript has a single exon. NCBI's taxonomy places the organism in Eukaryota, Fungi, Ascomycota, Dothideomycetes, Pleosporales, Pleosporaceae. The annotation marks the transcript as partial. The record is from RefSeq and is a predicted model, not a curated record.